AUGCCGCCGACGAAAGCAAGCCAGGGCAAAGGCAAGAUCACAUGGAAUGGCGAGUUGAAGUCCUGUCUACAUAUCAUGCACACGGAUUUCGAUCUACACCGCACGCAGCGAGUACAGAUCUUCAACAUCGUCUUCAAGCGAUACUUAACCAGCUGUGGCCUCGCCGAAGGUGCGGAAAGCAAUACAAUCGAGAGCCAAUACCAUGAGAGAAAAAAGCCAACGGCACGAGAUUGGCCAUCGGUAUGCCAGCCGCCUGCCACCGCUCGAGACAUCGAAGCGAGAGAAGCAUUGAGGACACGCAUUCGGGAGGCGCUGUCGACAUUGCAGUCACAAUAUCGACCUGCAACCGCCACUGAGGCGGACCAAGGCCCAUCAGUUGCACCUCAAUCGAGUGCUCCGGUUGAGAGCGCUGCAACGCCUGUCAGAUCGUCGAGAUUUCGCGCAGCUGUUGCUCAAGCUACGUAUCACCCACCAACAACUCCUCAACCGACCACGUUAGCAAGCGCUUUCGCGGUAAUCCCAAGAGUUGCGACGAAGCGUAGAGCUACACUUGCUACACCUGCUGCUGCUGCUAAACAGAAGGCAUCUACCUCACGAUCGCCAAAAGUCGCCCACUACAAGAAGGAUGGCACCAAAUUCAUGAAGUCACCGCAUACCACAGUCCACCAGCGUCCCGAUAAGGUCUCUGAAUGGGCUGCCCAUCCACCACUGUCUGGUCUUCUGUUUCGGUACUGGGAGGAAGACCCGAUGUGCGAUCGAGAUUCGAGCGAAGGAUUUUGGUCCCGGAAAUACCAUAAGUCGGAUGUACUCGACUACGUCCCGCCCGGGAGUAAUUCGGUCAUGAAUGACAUCUUCAAACAUCUGAACAAGAAACCAGUGGAUUCUCCAUUCAUUUCGACAUCCUCGUCGCUCCUUUGGAUCAUCUCUGAAAAGCUCCUUAAAGGAUUGAAAGACGGCAACACUUCUGGAAGACUGACCAUUAUCGAUGCCACUGCAUUGAAGAAAGAAACCGUGUUCUACGUGAAUCCGUUUCAUAGGGCCAUCAAAAAAACCUAUGCAUUCACAGACGGAGCAUGGAGAUACGCUGGCACCAACGAGUACCUUGUGUGGCGAGACAUACCUCGUCGCGCCAUCUUGCACACCUUCAACUCCCGAGACCUACUUCAACUUUCCGCCAGCAGCCAAUCUGUACACGCUGCACUGCGACUGGAAGUCCUGGACCAACCACGCACGAGCUUAGUUGGUGGGAAAGUACCAAUGCUGCGAAGUGGCAACGUCCAGCUAAACGCAGACAUCGUCGUCGGAUUGACCAAGCUAUGCAAGUUCUUUGGGUUGGAUGCGCACUCGUCCAUGGAACACAUUUCACACAUUGUGAGCGAUGUUGUCCAAGGAUGGGUUCUCCAGGUCGAACGCCGUGAGCGUCAUGAGUGGGAUCAGCUUGCCACGAUCUUCGCAGAGAACAUUGCAAAGCGCAGCACCGCACCCGUCUCCGUCACGGAGAAAGACUGCAUGAAGAUGGCCUUCCUCAACGGCGUCUCAUGGGGAGAUGGUCCAAUCAACGCCAGACACUCGGCCGAGCUGAUUGCCAGAAAGGAUCGAAAGGCGAAGGCGAAAGGCCUAGCUGAGCCCGACAAGAUCGUCCUCCAGCAGUACGAAGCCUCACGGCUGCAGGUUGUUUCAUACCAGCUGAGGGAGAAGCAACGUCUUGAAAAGCACCAUGAGCAGAGACCUUCUCUUCUUGCCGGGCCCGAGGACGGUCAUGACGAUGAAGACGAAAUGGACAUGGUGGACGAGGACGUGGGACUGGAGAUUGAGGAGGAUGUGGAGCCCACCACGCCGAUGCAGGUGGACGAAGAUGAACAGAUCACGUACGACGACGAUUACGACGAUGAGCUUAUGGCGUGA
Messenger RNA from Zasmidium cellare ATCC 36951, 1905 nucleotides. RefSeq lists its product as uncharacterized. The record is from RefSeq and is a predicted model, not a curated record. The transcript has 7 exons. NCBI's taxonomy places the organism in Eukaryota, Fungi, Ascomycota, Dothideomycetes, Mycosphaerellales, Mycosphaerellaceae. The coding region runs from base 1 to 1905 and encodes 634 amino acids.